AUGAAUGGCUACCAAAAUGUUCUGCGAGUAACUAUAAUGGGGCUGGUCAUCCUGGAAGUGACAGUAGCCAAUCCAUUUUAUACCGAUAAAUGGGCAGUACAUGUGGAGGGUGGGGAGAGAGUCGCUCGAUCUCUGGCAGACAAAUAUGGAUUUGUGUAUUUGGAUCAGAUUAUGCCAGACUAUUACCAUUUUCAACAUAGAAAAGUUGCCAAACGGUCGAUACAACCCAGUAAUUACCACCAUAAAACCUUAGCUUCUGAUCCUAAUAUAAAAUGGUUAGAACAACAAGUAGCUAAGAAAAGAAUCAAAAGAGAUAUACAUUUUAAUGAUCCCAAGUGGCCUAUAAUGUGGUAUUUGAAUCGUGGUAGUGGUUUAGAUAUGAAUGUAUCCCAUGCCUGGAGGAUGGGGUAUACAGGUAGAGGAGUAGUUGUGACUAUCUUAGACGAUGGUAUCGAGAAAGAUCAUCCAGACCUUGCCAAAAAUUAUGAUCACGAUGCCAGUUAUGAUGUAAAUGGACAUGAUCACGAUCCACAACCAAGAUACGACUAUUCCAAUGAAAAUAGACAUGGUACACGCUGUGCUGGGGAGGUGGCAGCACAAGCUGAUAAUGGUGUUUGUAAUGUUGGUGUAGCCUUUAAUGCCAGAAUAGGAGGUGUUCGGAUGUUAGAUGGAGAUGUAACUGAUUCUGUAGAAGCUCAGUCUCUCAGUUUAAAUCCACAACAUAUAGAUAUCUACAGUGCUAGCUGGGGACCUGAUGAUGAUGGUAGAACAGUUGAUGGUCCAGCUACACUCGCUAGAAAAGCUUUUUAUGAUGGCAUUACAAAGGGUCGUGAUGGAAAAGGGUCUAUAUUCGUAUGGGCGUCGGGUAAUGGAGGUAGAGAUGGUGAUAAUUGUAACUGUGAUGGCUAUACAAACAGUAUUUAUACGUUAUCUAUUAGUUCUGUAACAGAGAACGGAAACAUUCCAUGGUAUUCUGAAGCAUGUUCUUCAACUUUAGCUACAACGUAUAGCAGUGGAUCAGGGGGAGAAAAACAAAUUGUUACUACUGAUUUACGGAGAGGAUGUACAGAGAAUCAUACGGGUACUUCAGCUAGUGCUCCUCUAGCUGCUGGUUUAAUAGCACUGGGAUUAGAGGCUAAUCCAAGACUAACAUGGAGAGACAUGCAGCAUAUUGUGGUAGAAACUGCUAAACCAUAUCGUUUAAAAGCCAGUGAUUGGGUGACAAACGGGGUCGGUAAAAAUGUGAGCCAUUCCUUUGGUUUUGGGUUAAUGGAUGCUGGAUCUAUAGCUGCUCUGGCUAGGAACUGGACCACUGUCCCUGCUCAACAUAUUUGUGAAAUUCGAUCACCAGAUCACAACAGAAUUAUACCAACGAAUGGUAAAAUAACAGUUCCACUAUAUACCAAUAGUUGUCAAGGUUCGGCCAGUCAUGUUAAAUAUCUAGAACAUGUCCAGGCACGAAUAACAAUGACAUCAUCUCGGAGAGGAGAAAUACAAAUAUUCUUAACAUCACCAGCAGGGACGAAAUCCACCUUGCUGGCUAAACGCGUUCGAGAUACUUCUCGAGAAGGAUUUAACAACUGGGCUUUCAUGACUACACAUAACUGGGGAGAAUUCGCCGAGGGUACCUGGUUUUUAGAAAUUGAAAAUGGAGCUAGUUCAUUUCGGCCUGUAAGAUUGAGGGAUUGGGUGUUAGUGUUAUAUGGAACAGAAAGACAUCCUUGGAAGAAAAAAAUCCCUGCCCGUCCUGGGCGAGCUCCUCCAACCAGAAUGCCAAUCAUUAAAUACCCUUCCCACAAACCAUAUACAACUCGACCCUCAACAACAAGUACCAAAAAUACCAACAACUGGCCCUCCAAUCGUAAGAUUUGGCCGUUAUACCGCAAAUACUGGAACCCUUUUCUGCAGAACCCCGCAUCCAAGUCUUCCACCUAUGCACGACACAAAUCGCACCACGCGCCCCAUCCUGCACACAUGUGUGUGUAUGAAACUCUUGCCAAAAAGUCCAACAUUUCUGCUCUGCAGUAUAUCCGGAUGAUUCGGCCCAAUUUAACUGCAGGCAAGAAUUAUGCUGAAUUGAAGGAAUGGACGUUAGUGGUAAUGGGCACAGGCACCCAUCCAAUGAAAGAUAAUCACACACCCACCAUCAAUACAGGCCACGCCUUCACCUGUGCCGGUAUUAAAUCCAACGGUAUAUGUAUAGAAUGUAAGCCUGGAUAUUUCAAGCUAGGAGAUGGGUGUGUAGCCCACUGUCCACAACAUUAUUUUGGCAGUGUUGAAGCUGUGCGAUUAGUGUCCCCUAAUCAGGCAAAUCAUUCUAGACCAUUAGUUCGUACUCAGGGAAUAUGUGCUCCCUGUCACUCAUCUUGCCUUACGUGUCGGCAGGCUCGCAUGGAAGACUGUUUUCAAUGUAGUGAUGGAUAUGAAAGGAAAAAUAACCUUUGUCAGAAAAAGAUGAUAUGGGAUUUUUUAGAUCCAGAUGUAAUGAAACAUUUAGCAUGGGCAAUAAUAUUGUGUAUAGGGGCAAUUAUAUUAUUUAGUGUAUUAUUUGGAUUAUUACAAGCCAGAGAUCAUAGGAAAUUAUGUUGGAGUGCAAAACGUUUCUAUAUACCGGACCUUGCUAAAGGUCAUUAUAACGGAGUGUCAAGAACUAGUCACGAUGACCCCGAGAAUCUUAGUGAAUCAGGAAGUUCGCGAAGCUCUGGAAGUGCACGGACAGUGAGUACGGAUAGUCAGGAAAGAGUUUAA
Lottia gigantea (owl limpet) is the source of this 2748-nucleotide messenger RNA. RefSeq lists its product as hypothetical. Gene Ontology annotation, molecular function: serine-type endopeptidase activity. Gene Ontology annotation, biological process: peptide hormone processing. Gene Ontology annotation, cellular component: Golgi membrane; trans-Golgi network. The transcript has 15 exons. The record is from RefSeq and is a predicted model, not a curated record. NCBI's taxonomy places the organism in Eukaryota, Metazoa, Mollusca, Gastropoda, Lottiidae. Bases 1 to 2748 code for a protein of 915 amino acids.